Molecule: messenger RNA, 1356 nt
Organism: Mya arenaria
Lineage: Eukaryota; Metazoa; Mollusca; Bivalvia; Myida; Myidae
Exons: 3
Coding region: 1-1344 (447 amino acids)
Source: RefSeq, a predicted model, not a curated record
AUGUUAGAGUCAGUCACCCAACUUGGCAGGAGACCUCGCAAAUUUCUCAAGGUGGUUGAUGAUCUGAUGCGCCGUCAAAAACGUAAGGCUGCCACAGUAUCUAGUUGUCCUUGCUGCCCCGACACAGACAAUAACAAAGAUGCACCAAUUCCACUACAUGGAACAAGUCGAGACAACUCUCGUCAUGCCCUGUCUGCAGUUCGAAAUAAGAAGGUGGCAACUGAGAGGCAGACUGGACGGCCUAGAAGUAAGAAAACGGCCAGCGCCACAGCCUUUCCGGAUACCUCUCCAAACGUGUCAAAACGUACUAGGCUUUUGCUGUCACGUGACAAUUUGGAUUGUGACGCUGAGGCGGAAGCCCCGGUUCUGGCAAAUCCGCCUCUAUCUUCUACAUCGAUGAACAAUCAUCACUUCAUAUCUUUAUCUCAUGAAGAUUCCGAAAGUGAAGCUGAGAUAGUCAUCCCAGCCCAUCCGAAUCCCAACAGUUCACGUCUGAGAAGAUCAACCAUUAACACAAUGUCUAUCCCUCCUGGAGGUGUUCAGACUGUUCAGAUCCCUGGAAGCGACACUUCAGACUCAGAUGAGUCUGUGGAAGACACAGACAACCCUUCUCGCCAACACUCGCCUAUUAGCUCACCUUUCUUAUCGCAAAUAAAGAAGUCGGUCCAAAAAGCUAUCUGGGCACAUAAAUAUAUCGACAUAGCUUCGCUUCUGCCGGCAUCAACCAAUCAACACCAAUCUCCAACAUUUUCUUUACAUGUGGACAAUCAAUCCAAUAUAUCUAUCUCACCAUCACACAAAGCUAAGAAAAUUACUACCAUUGAGUCAUGGACAUCGGCUUUUAUUCGGUUUAUCGCCGUCUACUCACACAAAUAUCCACUUGAAACUUCCCAGCUCAUGAAGUAUAUGGAGAUAGUUCGGGAUAUCGCUUCACGGCGCCCAGGUCUUUCAUUUGCUUUCUACGACACCCAGUUUCGUAUGGCCCGAGCAUCUGCACCUUUGCCAUGGGACAGGUUACACACAGAAUUUUGGUUAAUGGCGUGUACCUCUUUUAACCCAGUAUCUGCACAAACACAGCCAUUUCGUCCCUUUCGUCCUGGAAAGUCAACUUCAUUCAAAGUCAGACAAUUCCUCGAGAACACAUGUUGGAAUCACAAAAAGCGCACUGGAUGCCAUAAUCCCAAAUGUUCCCAGCCCCACGUGUGUGGGUUUUGCAGAGGACAACAUACAGCAUUCCAUUGCACAUACUCAAAUAAACAAUUCAAUGCCCAGGCCGCUCAAAACUCAUCCACGCCCAAAUCAUCCCAAGCCAAGUCUUACAAACCGAGUGGUCACUCCAGUUAAUAUUGCCAAUAU